Messenger RNA from Danaus chrysippus (African queen), 2244 nucleotides. The record is from the annotation of a GenBank genome assembly. Lineage: Eukaryota; Metazoa; Arthropoda; Insecta; Lepidoptera; Nymphalidae.
AUGAGGGUGAUCGCAUGUCUGCUCCUCGGGUUCGUGGCUAUGGCCACAGCCCGCCCCGAAGAAACGGAGUUCAAGCUAGAUGUAGUGGACAUCAAGCAUAAACAAAUCAUGAUACUGAAGCUGCUAAACAACAUCAUGGGUCCUGUUAUGUAUAAAGAUAUUGAAGAUAUUGGUAAAAACUUCAAAAUCGAAGACAACAUUGACAUGUACACUAGACGUGAAGUUGUCAAAGUUUUCUUAGACAAUCUUAAGUUUGGUUUCUUACCUCGUGGCGAAGUAUUUACUCUUCAUGUUGAUCGUCAACUUAAGGAAGUCGUUACCAUGUUCCAUAUGCUUUACUACGCUAAGGAUUUCAGUACCUUUAUCAAAACAGCUUGCUGGAUGCGCCUCUAUCUCAACGAAGGCAUGUUUGUAUACGCUCUUACUGUAGCUGUCAGACAUCGUGAUGAUUGCAGAGGAAUAAUUCUUCCCCCCCCAUACGAAAUUUACCCAUAUUAUUUCGUUCGCGCUGAUGUGAUUCAGAAAGCUUACAUGCUCAAAAUGAAGAAAGGUCUCCUCGAUAACAGGCUAUGUGAUUUCUAUGGAAUUAAGAUGACUGACAAGGAUGUUUAUAUUAUUGAUGAAAACGUUUUUGACCGUCGUGUCUACCUAAACGACGAAGACCGACUUAGAUACUUCACUGAGGACAUCGAUCUUAACACUUACUAUUAUUACUUCCACGUUGAUUACCCAUUCUGGAUGAAGGAUGACAUGACCAACAAACUCAUGAACAGGCGUUGGGAACUCACAUUAUAUGUUUACCAGCAACUUCUGGCGAGAUAUUACUUGGAGCGUCUCUCUAACGGUCUUGGUGACAUUAAUGUGCUUUCAUGGAACAAGCCUAUCAGAAGGGGUUACUGGCCUUGGUUAAUGCUCCACAAUGGUAUUCAGCUGCCAGUUAGAAUGAACAACUUUGUCAUUGAGCGAGACAACGAUAAGCUUUUAACACUGGUGAUGAACUGUGAGAAGAUUAUCACUGAAGCUAUUCUGAAAGGAUAUAUCGAGAUCAAUGGUAUUAGAUUGGAACUUACGAAGACUGAUGACAUUGAAGUGCUCGGAAAAUUAAUUUACGGCACCAUCGAAAAAACUGACUUAACUAAGAUUCAAGUAGAUGCCUACCGUUACCUUCUCAUCCUCAUGAAGGCUGUUAUUGGCAUGAACACAUUUACUGCUGACAAAUAUUUCGUAGUACCAACAAUUUUGGAUAGCUAUCAAACAGCUCUCCGUGAUCCGGUAUUCUACCAAUUGCAGAAGAGGCUUGUCAACUUAAUGAUCCUCUUCAAGAGACGUCUCCCAAGUUACACUCACGAGGACCUUUACUUCCCAGGUGUUAAGAUUGACAAUGUUGUAGUUGAUAAGCUGGUCACCUACUUUGACGAUUACUUAAUGGAUAUGACCAACGCUGUCGUUUGGAAUGAAGAUGAAUUGAAAAAGACAUCUGUUGACAUGGCUUUCCUUGUUCGUAAACGCCGCCUUAAUCACCAGCCUUUCAAACUAAGUAUCGACAUUUUAUCCGACAAGACUGUAGACUCCGUUGUAAGGAUUUUCUUGGGACCAAAAGAAGACCAUCUUGGACGCCUGUUGGACAUUAACAUCAACCGUGUGAACUUUGUAGAACUGGAUUCUUUCUUAUACAAACUGAACACUGGUAAGAACACAAUUGUAAGAAAUUCAAUUGACAUGCACAAUCUUGUCCGUGAUCGCAUUAUGACCCGUGAUUUAUGGAAGAAGCUCGAUGGCAUUACUGAUAUGAGAGACAUGUUACUCAAGGACUGGAGAAAUUACCACACUGGUUUCCCAACCAGGCUGCUUUUGCCUAAAGGUCGCGUUGGUGGCAUGAAGAUGAUGCUUUAUGUAAUCGUAACUCCAUUGAAGCUGGUCGACAAUGUUGACAUUUCAAUCCUUGAUGUUAACCGUAAAGACGUUGUCCGUGACUUUAGAAGUACAGUCCUUCUCGACAAAAUGCCUCUUGGAUUCCCAUUCGAUCGUCAAAUCGAUAUUGCUAAGUUCUUCACCCCUAACAUGAAGUUCUUGGAUGUCAUGAUCUUCCACAAGAAACAGGUGUGUGACAUGAAGACCCGCUGGGACCGUUAUGUCCUUAAAAAUUACGAUUUGGUUGACAGGACUUUCAUCAAUGACAAUUAUUUCAUUGAUGUUGAUAUUGACACCAAAAUCGACAGAAACAUCAAUUUAUUUGAUAUGUAA